GCGGCCGAGACGCUGAAGCGGAGCUUCCAGCCCGAGGCGCUGCCCAGGCUGGAGGCCCUGGCCCGGGAGGGCGUGCCGUGCGGCCGGGCCCUGGGCCUCCGGGACAUGCGGCGGCCCUGGGCCGUGGUCGCCAUGGAGCCCGAGGUCCGGGCACGGCUUCAAAGGGGCCCAGGCUCCAGUUCCCGCCUCGCCAUCCUGUGCGGGGCGACGGCGAAGCUCAGCGAUGCCCACCUGGCCAGCUCGACGUCGCGCCACGCGAAGCGGCCCAAGGCGUCCGCCCUACGGUGGUGCCUCGACGCGGACGGCGCGGCGGAGAGUAGCAGCUGCAUCUGCGUGAACCUGGGGGUCUCCAGGGAGGAGGAGGCCCCCCCGGCCAAGAAGCUGAAGGGGGCGCCCGGGUCCGACGCUGCCGUGCGGCUCCGCCACAUCCUGCUGAGACACCCGCAGCUGCGGCAGGCCGACCCGAUGGCGCGGCGCGAGGGGUCGUGCAGGAGCGCGCAGGAGGCCGAGGAGGCCGCCCUGAACGUGCUUGAGCGGCUGCUGAAGACCCAGAGCCAGUUCCCGCAGAUCUGCCGCGAGCUCUCCGACUGCCAGACCGCCGAGCAGCCCGGGGCGCUCUCUGGCGACCUCGGCUGGGUGUCGCGGGGUCAGCAGGAGCCGGCCGUGGAGGACGCGGCCUUCUCGCUGAAGGCGAACGAGUUCAGCGACCUGGUGGUGAGCAGCCGCGGCGUGCACAUCUUCCAGCGGAGGGCGCUAGCUGGCACCUCCCAGGAGGCCCCAGCGGCGCCGAGCUUGGUAUCGGAAAGCCAGCCGCAGGUGGUCGUCGACCGCGGAGGCGACCUGCUCAUCGCCUGGAAGCCGGCGAAGGUAUCCACCCGCCGGCUGCGAGGCGGGCUCCCCAGCCAGCUGGAGCAGUGGGCCGCGCACGAGGUCGCCGGGGCCCGCGCCGAGGAGCCCCCCGCGGUGGCGCCGCGGCUCGGCCGCGGAGUGGCGGGUCUGGUCUUCUUGGCGCGCACGGGCGCGGCGCUGCGCGAGGCCGAGGCCGCGCUGGCCACGGGCGCCGCGGAGGCGUCGGUCACGGCCGUCGUGCAGGGGCGGCCCCCGCAGGGAGGCCUCGGCGCCGAGAGCGGCGGCCGCGCCCUGGAGGUGGCCCUGCUGCGCUCCUCCGAGGGGCUGCACCUGGGCCGGCUGAGCAUCGUGCGCGCCGCGCUGCGCGGGGGCGGCAGCGUGCCCGACGAGAAGGAGGUGAGGCGGAGGCUGGCGGCGCUGGGGCACCCGGUGAUCGGGAACGGGCAGUUGUGCGCGCGGAGCGCGGGCGUCAACAGGACCCACCUGGUGGUGUCCGGCCUCGCGCUCGGGGGGCUGGAGGCGCACCUGCCGCCGCCGGCAAGCUUCGGGCGACUGCUGGACACCGACGCCGCGAGGCUGCAGCGCCGCACGGACGAGGGCGGCGAGUGGGCGGGCCGCACGGAGCACCACGGCGCCGAAGGCGAGCAGGGCGCCAGGACGGUCGUCUUCGACGGCCUGCGGGUAGCAGCGCCGUUGGGCGUCUUCCUCCCUCGCAACCCGUCGCUGCCGGUCGUGGAGGCCGCCGCGGCGCUCCCGCUGCCGCCUGCGCCCCGCCUGCUAGACUGCGGCACGGGCACUGGCUGCAUCCUGCUGGCGCUGCUGCGGCGGCUCCCAGGC
Molecule: messenger RNA, 1686 nt
Organism: Prorocentrum cordatum
Lineage: Eukaryota; Dinophyceae; Prorocentrales; Prorocentraceae
Source: the annotation of a GenBank genome assembly